AUGAAGUCCGAAAUAAGCGAUUGGAAAUAUCUCAAUCCUGUCAAAAUAAGGAGCAACAUAUUAUUCCAGAACACUCAUUAUGAUAUCGGUGACAAAUGUCUCUUCGUUUCGUCCCCAUAUGGAGGUUCUAUAGCGAUUGCUACACCAGAUAUUUCUUUCUGGAAUGUUAUGAUAAAAACAAACUCAGGAAAAACACUUUCAACUUUCAAAGCUCACAAUGUACAUUCCAUGUAUUGGACUCGUUGUCACAGACUGGUAAUCGUCAAUAUUCGUGGCCGUGUUCUUGUUUACACUCCCCUUGGGAAGCUUAAAUAUCAAUUCAUAAUCGAUGAGGAAAUUACUAUUACUGAGACACGUAUAUAUCACGGAGGAGCGGGUAAUACAGGUUUAGCAGUUCUUUCCGAAAAUAAUAGGAUCUAUGCUGUUAACUCAGUUAUGGAAGCCGUCCCAUGGCGCAUUCACGAUAUUGCAAAAGCGAGUCAUCCAUCUGCCUGGAAUGUGCUUACAUCUCUACAAGUGACUGUUUUAUUUGUUAUUGGUAAUGCAUUCUAUGCAGGCAUGCAAGGGAUUGCACCGCACCUUCUGGAUCUUUCAUGGAAGAUCAGUAAUGGAGAAUACAUAAAUAUUGUUCCAAACUGGGAUAGUUCUCGAAUUGCUCUACUCCAUUCGAGCUUUGUUGUUCAGAUUAUUGAUUCAGAUUUUUCACUUCUUUCUACUUUAUCUCUUUGUACCGCUGGUGAUGCAAUUAUAACAUCUAGCCUUACAUGGUGUGGUAGUGAAGUAUUGGCUCUCAAGCGUACCCAUCAAUCCUUAUAUCUGAUAUCUUUAUGCUCGGAAACUCAUAUAUAUGAUUUCGAAAGUCCUGUGAAAAUCGAUACGGAGCUUGAUGGCAUCAAAAUUUUCACUACAAAUGAAGUUGUUCUUUUAUCGCAAGUACCAGACGCAGUUGUUGAUGUGCUGGGUGUUGCAUCACCGGAACCUGGCGCCAUUUUAUAUGAAGCUUCAGAGAAACUCAUCGAAGGAACUUACGGUGUUUACGAGUAUAUACAUAUGAUUGAAGAUCAAAUGGACAAAGCUGUGCAACAAUGUCUCGUGUCCGCAGCGCAUCAGUUCGAUACUGUCUUGCAAAAGAAAAUGCUUAAAGCGGCAUCACUUGGGAAAUCAUUAUUGCGACGGCAGGAUUCUUCACAAUUCGUUGAUAUAUGUCGUGUUAUGAGAGUGCUGAACUUUUUGCGAAAGCCGUAUAUUGGAAUGGCGUUAUCAUUUGCACAGUAG
This is a messenger RNA of Acanthocheilonema viteae, 1275 nucleotides long. NCBI's taxonomy places the organism in Eukaryota, Metazoa, Nematoda, Chromadorea, Rhabditida, Onchocercidae. The record is from the annotation of a GenBank genome assembly.